Molecule: messenger RNA, 3754 nt
Organism: Apis laboriosa (Himalayan honeybee)
Lineage: Eukaryota; Metazoa; Arthropoda; Insecta; Hymenoptera; Apidae
Product: growth/differentiation factor 8-like
Exons: 3
Coding region: 192-1529 (445 amino acids)
Biological process (GO): SMAD protein signal transduction
Cellular component (GO): extracellular region
Molecular function (GO): growth factor activity; cytokine activity
Source: RefSeq, a predicted model, not a curated record
AUACGAAUUUUUAAUUCGCGCGAGAUAAAAAAGGAAGGAGACAGGAGUAAAGGGCGAACAGCCCUUUGGAAGCGUGGGGAAAAAUUAGGAGAAAAAUCGUCAAAGUACAGCGAUGAGGUGGAAUAUUUGAUCGCUCGGUUUGCGAGGGAAACCGAUUGUAACUAAUCCGACUAAGAGCGACCUUGAGCAAAAUGGUCAGGGGGGUGGUGUUACUAGUCUUGCUAGUUCUCUUCGGUGCCUUCGACGUUCCUGGCAUCGAGAGGGUUCGUGUUAGAUAUCUGGCUAAUGCUGGUAACACCUGUAACGCUUGUAGAAUGCACGAGGAGAUCAGAGCUCUCAGCCUCAAAGCCAUCAAGGAACAAAUUUUGAACAAGCUGGGCUUGAAACAAGCUCCAAACAUGACGGGUAGAGCUCUGCCAAGAAUUCCGCCGAUUUCCAAGUUGAUGGAUAUGUACGGGAUGCAAGCUGAUCAACCUCAACCUCUCGAGCCCGGUAUCUCGCAUCACGAGGAGAUCGACGAGUAUGCUGCCAAAACGGAGAGCGUCUUCGCCCUGGCGCAACCUCAUCAGAGGCUACGGCACUCGAAAGGCAGCCUCGACGUUCUCUAUUUCAAAUUCUCGGACAAGGUGGUUCAGCAUCGCGUGACGAGAGCGGAAUUAUCGUUGUGGAUAUGGGGGACGAAGGAAGAGGAGGUCUCGGAAGAGCUGGACGAACUCGGAGGAGAUUUGGAACGGUCGAUGGAGAGCGAGGAGGAGGGUGGUGGGCCCGUGACGAUCACGUUGCAAAGGAUCGUUCGCGGCACCACCGAGACGGGAGGUCCAUCGUUGGGUCCACCGUUGACCACUAAACAUCCUCGACCGAUCGGCUCCAGAGGCAAUUGGGUAACGAUCGAAUUGAGGAGAAUGGUCGCCGAAUGGUUCAAACAUCCACGGGACAAUCUCGGAGUAGCGCUCAAGAUCUCCGGUCCCGGAGGUGGUGGUAGUGGCGGUGGCGGUGGUGGUGGUACUAGCGGUGGUGGUGGUGGUGGUGGUGGUGGUAGCGGUGGUGGUGGUGGUGGUGGUGGUAGUGGUGGUGGUGGUAGUGGUAAUCAUCGCAGAAAUUCGAAAUUAGUCGAGACUAAUCCCGAAGCCGAGUACGCGCCAUACCUCGAAGUACAGACGCAAGAACUCGACUCUAGAAGAGGGGCGAGGAUCAAGAGAAACGUAGGACUUAAUUGCGACGAAGCCAGCCAAGAGACCAGAUGUUGUCGAUACAAACUCACCGUCGAUUUUGAGAAAUUUGGCUGGGAUUGGAUAAUCGCGCCCAAGAAGUACGAUGCCAAUUAUUGUUCGGGCGAUUGUCCGAUGGCCUUUCUACCGGCAUAUCCAAACACUCACAUCGUCAGCCUGGCGGAACCGCCUAACAACUCUGGUCCAUGUUGCGCCCCGAGAAAACUCUCCGAGAUCACGAUGUUGUACUUCGAUAACGAGUAUCAAAUCGUGUUUUCGCGAUUACCAGGCAUGGUCGUCGAGAGAUGUGGAUGCUCAUAGUCUACCUUUAUAGCUCGAGAGAAGAGCAACGACGGCGAAGAAAAUGUCAAGGCUCUUUUAGGAUCUACUAAAAUUGUCGAUGCUAUUUUUACUCCCAUCGUUCCUUCCCUUUCCUUCUUCUUCUUCCUUUACUUUCCCUCCCUCUCGGUCUCGUUUCACCGUUUCCUUUUCCCGUUCCUUCCCUCCCCCCCAUUAAACUUAUCCAAUUUCCAUGGACGAUGGACGACGAACGGUGGCGAUUAUCGUCGCGUCACCGUUCUCGUCGUCCUCGUCAUCUUCGUCCUCGUCGUCGUCGUCGUUGUCUCCGUUCUUCGACGAAUUCUCAUUUCAUAGACUGAAAGUGCCUUGUUCGGGGUGGUUUAUUAUUAUACCGAAAAUCCCUUUGUAAAGAGUAUGAACGGGGAAUCACGAUCAACACUCAACGAAUGCUACAGAGAUACAGAUGAUCGGAAAGAUCAUAAGAUAAAAAAAGUCCGUUUUCUUUUUUCUCGAUAUACAUGAUAUGAUCGAUUGAAUAAUUGAAACGGGCACCUUUGAUAGUCGUUUAAGAUUAAUGGCAAGGCAAAUAGUUCCUAGAGUCACGGUAUUAUUAUUAAGGUGUCGAUGCGUUUACACCUGAUCUAAGGAAAACGACCGCGAAAGAAUUAUUUUUUAUACGGGAGCUUAUCGCAUUUAAAUCACCGACUUGCUACUUUUCACGGUCCGAUUUUUAUCGACUUAUAUAGAACUUUUACGAAUCACGCAAAACGAAAACAAAGCAUCUUGUCGCAAUGUUUCCUUGCACAUCGUUGCCUUUCCAAAAGCGAGGAUACGAAGAUGGAACGAUUCGUUUCCGGUAGUCGUCGUUGAUCGGUGAAAACGUGUUGGCCGAAAGAUCUCUGUGUACAGCGAAUCAUUUUCUUUUUUUCUCUUUCUCUCUCUCUCUCUCUCUCUCUCUCUCUCUCUCAUCUCUAUCUUUUCUCUUCUUCCUCUUCCUCUUCCUCUUCUUCUUCUAUCUGCUUUUUACAAACAAAUAAACGAUACGUAUACGAGAAAUGUUUUCUCUUCGAAAUAUAUAGCAUAGCGAUAUAAGUAAAUGCAAAUUUUCUCUCCUCUUUUCUUCUUUUUUAUAACGCAUACUUGAAUACUCCUCUUUCUUCCUUCCUCUCACGUAUAUCCAUCCGUUCCCGUUUCUUUCCCCUUUUAGCGAGUCAUGUGAAUGCGUGCAUACGAGUCGUGUAAAUAUAUCAUAUAUCUAGAUCGUUCUUUGCCGUUUUUCUUCAAAUUCUCUCUUCGAUUCCUCACUUUCCGCAUUCUCUGUCAUUUCAUCGUUGUCGUUACCAUCCUCGUCAUCGUCGUCGUCAUCGUCGUCGUCAUCGUCGUCAUCAUAAUCAUCGUCAUCAUCGUCAUCAUCAUCAUCAUCAUCAUCAUCAUCAUCAUUCAUCACUCUUCCCCUCCUUCCCUUCCUUUACGAUUCUUCCAACGAAGAAACGUUGCUUGUAUAUGCUUACGAAUGCAUGUCCUUUUUCUAACGUGAUUAAUAACUGAUCCACUCGAUAUAUUAUGUAUACUAUGUAUAGAAAUGCGAAAUUGUAACAAUGAUCUGGGCUGAUCAAAUUCGGAAAAAUCAACGAGUGCAUAUAUGUUUUGGGAUUAAAAAACAUGAGAGAGAGAAUAUUUUUUAUUCGCGCUGUAGUUGGAUCGCUGUGGAUCCAAAUCGCAGAUAAAUCAGUGAUAAUUAUCAUUUGCGUAGAUAUUUGCGUAUAUGUGUAUAUGUGGCUAACGUUCGAUCUUUAAUCUUCGAUGAAAGUGUAUUUUUUCGGGAAAAUUAGAUUGAGAUGCGUUUUCUAGCUACGUUUCUUUUUUUUUUUUUUUUUUUUUUCACACACGAUUUGGUACAGUAUGGUAGUAUCGUUGCGAUAUCUAGAUAUGCUUAGCUCGAAAAGUGCGCCAACCGAGAAACCGUCUCGGUGGAUAUUCGGAAUACAUAUACAUGGGGCUCCGGGCUCGUUUUCUAAAUACCCGGAGAAUUUUUGGAAUUUUUCUACGAUUUCUCGUGCGAGACGAGGAUAAAUGACGAAGAAACGGCGCCUCGUUUCCGUAAUUUAUCUUCCCUUCGAUGUAAGAGUAGUGUUAGAAAUGUUACGGACGUUUCGAAAUUAUUCGUUUUCUCAUCACGUGAUAUCGAUGUUUCAAAUUCACGAAAAUAUAGUAAUAAUAUACGAGAAAAAAAAAAAAAAAAAAAA